Messenger RNA from Arachis ipaensis, 2541 nucleotides. NCBI's taxonomy places the organism in Eukaryota, Viridiplantae, Streptophyta, Magnoliopsida, Fabales, Fabaceae. The record is from RefSeq and is a predicted model, not a curated record.
AUGGCAGACAACACCAGAAUGAAGGGUUUGGAGGCCGACAUCAAGAAGCUGUUCCAGAUGAUGGAGGAAAACAGAUCUGAGCGUGCUCGAUUGAAGGAAGCAACAGAUCUGAAAUUCGAGUCUCUCCAAGCCUCCAUUUUCCAAAUCGCUAAUGAGUCUUCUCAGGCUCGCUCGGUUGUCUUGGGUUCUCACCAUGGCGCGAACUCCGGAGGGGAUCAUUCUUGGCGCGGAGCUGCGCAAUCCAGGAAGGUAAACUGCGACUUGGCCAAAUUUGACGGAUCUGAUGCCUUAGCUUGGAUUUUUUCUGUUGAUCAAUAUUUUGAGUUCUUUCGGGUUCCCGAAGAGGAACAAGUGGGUCUAGCUGCAAUGCACAUGUCAGGUAUGGCAAUUCCCUGGUUUCAGAUGACGCAACGUACAUCCCCCUUUCGUUCUUGGACCCAAUUGAAGAGAUCAAUUGAAAUUGAGUUUGGUCCUUCACUGUUUGAAUCGCCGAAAGAACUUCUUUUCAAACUCCAACAACAAGGGACGAUUUCCGAUUAUUAUGCAGAAUUUGUGGCAUUAGCUAACCGAUCCCACAUUGAUCCCCUGGAUGCCUUGAGGGAUUGUUUCAUUAGCGGGUUACAGCAGGAUAUUAGGCGUGAGGUCAAGGCGCAAUGCCCGCCUUCCUUGAUGAGGGCCGUGAGCUUGGCCCGUUUAUACGAGGAUAAGUUCUCACCCAACCCGACUAUCACUACGGCGCCGGCCUCGUUCCGCGCUGUUAACCCUCCGACAUUGGCUCUAACUCAACCUAAGCCUUCUCUAUGUACAGGCUCUCCUCCAUUACUACCAGCGCCAUCACCACGAUCCUUCACUUCUUCUCUACGGAAUCUGAUUCGCAGGUUAUCCUCAGCUAAAAUUCAGGCUAAGAGGGCCAAAGACGAAGCCCCUGAUGGGGAACAACAAGCUGCAAUUGAAGAGGAAGUAGAUCCCUUCCUUCAGACCCUGGAGCAACAAGUAACUGACCAUCAUCUAUCCUACAAUGCCAUGCAUGGAUUGGAGGUUCAAGCUCUAUUGGAUGGAGGCAGCUCUGAUAGUUUCCUCCAGCCUCGAAUAGCCAAAUUCUUGAACAUUCCAGUGCAGCCUGCCCCUGGUGUGAGGGUGAUAGUGGAAAAUUUUGGCAUCAUGGAUGUUGAAGGUUAUAUCCCUUCUCUGGAGGUCACAAUGAGUGAGUGCAAAGUCACUAUUCCACACGUCUUUGUGCUGCAUGUGGCUGGAGGUGACUUGUUUGUGACGGUGCAUGGUGAGAAGAACCCCACCCCGGAGCAAGCUCAAUAUCACCACAUUCGACGUCUUCUCAACACUGAUGUAAUUGAGGAAGCCUUCACAGUGGAAGUUCAGCAACCUGCACAAAAUACAGCCACUCUCCUGCCAUUUUCUCCUACCAUGGGGCCUGCUUUUGCUGAACUCCUCGAGAAGUAUCAAAUAGUGUUUCAGCAACCUACAGGGCUUCCCCCACAAAGAUUGCAUGAUCACUCUAUUCCCUUGGUAGAGGGGGAAGCACCAAUUCGAGUUAGACCGUACCGAUACCCUCACCACCAUAAGACUCAAAUUGAGUGCAUGAUUCAAGAGAUGCUUAAGGAUGGCAUCAUUCAGCCUAGCCUCAAGGAUCGCUUUCCCAUUCCCACAGUGGAUGAACUUUUGGAUGAGUUAUUUGGAGCAAAAAUUUUUUCAAAGUUGGAUCUCAGAUCAGGUUAUCACAAGAUUUUGGUAAAGCCGGAGGAUAGAUACAAGACCGCAUUCCGCACACACCAAGGACAUUACGAAUGGCUAGUAAUGCCAUUUGGAUUAACAAAUGCACCAGCCACCUUCCAACAUCUUAUGAAUGAUAUCUUUCAGCCAUUCUUGAGAAAGUUUUUCCUUGUCUUCUUCGAUGACAUAUUGAUCUACAGCCCUUCCACUUCUCAGCAUUUAGCACAUUUGGAGAUCGUGUUACAAACAUUACAGAAGGAAUCCUUAUUUGCCAAGAUGUCAAAAUGCUUGUUUUCUGUGUCUGAAAUUGACUAUCUGGGCCACACCAUCACGGAGAAAGGUGUGCACAUGGAAAAGGAUAAAAUUCAAGCCGUAAUAGCUUGGCCAACACCUGAGAACCUCAAACAACUUCGGGGAUUUUUGGGGUUGACAGGUUACUAUCGACGCUUCAUCAAAGGCUAUGCUUCUCUUGCAUCUCCUCUCACAGAUUUAUUAAAGAGAGAUGCCUUCCAGUGGAGCUCAGUUGCCGUGCAUGUCUUUGAGUCAUUGAAGAAGGCAAUUACUUCAGAAUCAAUUUUAGCUCUUCCCAACUUCGAUCAACCUUUUAUAGUGGAAACUGAUGCUUCUAGUACGGGAAUUGGAGCGGUUCUUUUGCAAGAUAAACACCCCAUUACCUUCUUUUCUAAGAAAUUAUCUACUAACAAACAGCACAAGUCAGCCUAUGCCCGGGAAUUCUAUGCAGUGACUGAAGCGGUAGCCAAGUUCCGCCAUUACUUAUUGGGGAAGAAAUUCAUUAUACGUACAGAUCAGUAG